Molecule: messenger RNA, 4337 nt
Organism: Apis mellifera (honey bee)
Lineage: Eukaryota; Metazoa; Arthropoda; Insecta; Hymenoptera; Apidae
Gene: Sec31
Product: protein transport protein Sec31A
Exons: 14
Coding region: 134-3877 (1247 amino acids)
Biological process (GO): endoplasmic reticulum organization; intracellular protein transport; COPII-coated vesicle cargo loading
Cellular component (GO): COPII vesicle coat; endoplasmic reticulum exit site
Molecular function (GO): protein binding; structural molecule activity
Source: RefSeq, a predicted model, not a curated record
UACCAAAGAGGUCAGCACUAUUCUCAACGUAUGGUUCGCCACGUUGGAAGAAGUUGACGGGUGACUACUGCUUAUUUGACGUUAGGGGUUUAUUUCUAUAAAAUACUUGAUUCAAUAUAUUCAGGAAUCAAGAAUGAAGAUAAAAGAAUUAUUAAAGACAGUUAAUGUAGCAUGGUCACCACCUGCUCAAUACCCCAUAUUAUUGGCUGCAGGAACUGCAGCUCAACAACUUGAUGCAAGUUUUAAUACAUCUGCUAGUUUGGAUUUAUAUUCUUUAAAUUUACAACAACCUGGAUAUGAUUUAGAACUUAAAACUAGUGUUGCAAGUGAUCAUAGAUUUCACAAAAUAAUAUGGGGUUCAUAUGGUAAUAACCCUGCUGGUAUAAUUGUUGGAGGUUGUGACUAUGGCAUGAUAAAAAUUUAUUCUGCUGCUAAAAUGUUGGCCAAUGAUAAUAAUUAUUUAAUAAGUAGUCCAGAUAGACAUACAGGUCCAGUUAGAGCACUUGAUUUUAAUCCAUUUCAAGCAAAUUUAUUAGCAACAGGAGCAACAGAAAGUGAAAUUUAUAUAUGGGAUAUUCUUAAUACAAAUACCCCAAUGACUCCUGGAUCUAGAAGUCACCCAUUAGAAGAUGUACAACAUAUUGCUUGGAAUAAGCAAGUCCAACAUAUUCUUGCUUCCACAUUUUCACAACGUUGUAUUAUAUGGGAUUUAAGAAAAAAUGAACCUAUUAUCAAAUUAACAGAUGCAAAUUCAAAGGUAAGAUGGAAAGUAGUGCAAUGGCAUCCAGAUGUUGCAACACAAUUAUGUUUAGCAUCAGAAGAUGAUCAAACUCCUAUAAUUGAAUUAUGGGAUUUAAGAUUUGCAACAUCACCUUUGAAAACAUUUCAAAAUCAUCAACGUGGAGUUCUAUCAAUUGCAUGGAAUUUACAUGAUCCAGAUUUGCUUUUAAGUUGUGCCAAAGAUAACAGAAUAUUAUGUUGGAAUCCUAAUUCAGAUAUACCAAAUGGGGAGGUAAUUUGUGAAUUAGCACAGACAAAUCAAUGGAAUUUUGAUGUGUCAUGGUGUCCAAGGCAUCCAGGAUUGGUUGUGGGAACUAGUUUUGAUGGACAUGCAGCAAUUUACUCUUUAUUAGGAGGACAACAACAAAAGUCUGUAGAGACAUCUAAUAAAAUUGUAGAUUCUUUCCCUGGAAUGGAUCCUUUUACACAUCCACCUCCUCCAGUACAUAUUGAACCAACAGUUAUUUUGACAAAAGCUCCAAAAUGGCUAAAAAGACCAUUUGGAGCAUCUUUUGGAUUUGGUGGUAAAUUGAUAAUUUUUGAAAAUGGAUCUGUAGAUCCUAAUUUACCUCCAAACUCAAACAGAAAAGUAAUCAUAUCACAAGUAGUUACACAACCAGAUUUAAUUCAACGUUCAAAUGAAUUGGAAGAAGUUCUCAAAAGUGAGCAAUACAAUGAUUAUUGUAAAGGAAAAGUUGAAAGUACUACUGAUAUAUAUAGAAAAAAGAUAUGGAAUUGUGUGGCUGCAUAUUUCGGUGAAAAUGUGACAAAAGAUAUAUUGGAUUUACUUGGUUACAAUGUGGAUGCAAUGAAUAAUAAAUUAAGUCAAUUUAUUUCGCAAGAAGAUAUUAAUAAUAUUACGGAAGGAAUCGGUAAUUUAAAUAAUGUACUUAAUGGAAGUGCUGUUGAUGGAACUACAGCAUUUGAUGCUAUUGCACAAGAAUCUAAGAAAGCAACAAUAGCUAAUCUAAAAAAUAAAAAACUUCAAAUUAAUGUAUCUGAUGAUGAGGAUGGGCUUAUCACUCAAGCAAUCCUCUUAGGAAAUAUAGAAGCUGCAGUGUCAUUAUGUUUUGCCAAUAAAAGGUACGCAGAUGCGGUCAUUCUUUCAAUGGCUGCUGGACCUGAUUUGUUAGCACGUACCCAGUACAGAUACUUUUCAGAACAUUCUGGAGCUCUCAAUUCUCUUAUCAAUUCGCUAGUUAGUGAAAAUUGGGCUGAAAUUGUUAACAAUGCUGAUAUAAAUUGUUGGAAAGAAGUAUUGAUUGGAAUAUUUACUCAUUCCAAUCCACAAGAACGAUCUGCUUUAUGCGAUAUGCUUGGGGAUCGUUUGGAAUCGUCCGAUAAUGUAACGCUUAAAGAACAAGCUCAGAUUUGCUACAUUUGCUCUGGCAAUUUGAACAAACUGGUAGAAUCUUCUGAUGUUGAAAUUCAAGAAAUAGUAGAGUUAAUAGUUAUAAUGCAAAAAGCUUUAGAAAUGCAAGGUAUUAGAGAUGUACAAAUAGAAGGAAAAAUCGCAAAUAUUUUAUCUCGUUAUGCUGAAAUGUUAGCAGCCGAAGGAGAUCUCGAUGCUGCAUUGAAUUAUCUAGGAAAUAGUCAAGAUGAAAAAAUCGUAAUGUUGAAAGAUCGUUUAUGUAGAGCUUUGGGUUAUAUUGAAGAAUCAAAAAUUGUGCCAAAAGGACCAACAAUGCAAAAUUAUUACGAUCGAACAAGAAGAUCUGUACAAGGUGUACAAAAUCCACUAUCUGGAGGACCAACAAGACCCUUUUUCGAUUCAAAUAUUGCUCCUACAAAACAAUCCUUUAUACCACCUCCAAAUCAAUUUAAUACUCAACAACAACAACAAUCAUUUGGAAUGCCACCUCCACUUCAACCACUUCAACCACUUCAACCACUUCAACAAACUUAUGCAAGUCAAUCUAUAACUCAACCUAUGCAACCUACACAAUCUAUGCAAUCUAUGCAACCUAUGCAACCUAUGUUAUAUGAUCAAACAUCGCAAUCUUACACUUCAACAUCUAUUUCUCAAUCACUUCCACCACCACCUCCUUCAAAUGCAUCAAGUGGAGUUGGAUCUCGACCUCCUAGCGUUGGACCUCAAGCGAGAUCAAAAUAUAUAAUAGAUCCAUCUGUAAAAUCUACUUCAACAUACGGACAAAGUGGUUUUCCUCAACAAACAUCUCCAUAUAAUAAUCAACAAAUUCCUCCAGUACCAGGCUAUUCUUCAUCAAGUAUUUAUCAACCUCAAGUUCCUAUGUCAACAAACACAUUCCCCGGACAAAAUCUUAUAUCUAAUCCUAAAGAAGUAGAAUCUUUUAAACCUGUUCAACUUAGUGUAUUAUCUCCAUUACAAAAUCAACCACAAAAUCAAAUGUAUGAAGCUAUUAGAACGCAACCACUUCCGCAAACUGGAUAUGGCAAUGAAAAUCAAUCAUCUAUGGAUCGUUCAAACAUCUAUCAACCACCGCUACAACCUGCCGGAUGGAACGACCCACCCGCUGCAAAGCCGUCUAGGAUACAAUCAAAACAAGAUUUUCAACCACAAAAUCCGAUUUUACAUCCAUUAAGAGGGACAAUACCACAACCUGAACCAAAUGUUUUGCCACAAGAGAGAUUCUACCCAGAAUCACAAGCACCUUAUAAUCCUCAACAAUAUAAUCAGAAUAUGUCAAAUAUGGGUGCUCAAUAUGUUAAACAAAUGGAACCUUCACAACCAACUACAAUUGCUAGAACAUUAGAACCAGAAAAACCAAAACUACCAAUACCAGAACAACACGUGCACCUGAAAACAGUAUUUGAUGAAUUAAAAAAACAAUGCUUUGAAAAUGCUAAAAAUCUGCAAAUCAAACGCAAAAUAGAAGAUGUAUCCAAAAAACUUGAUGUUCUAUAUGAUUGUCUUAGAGAGAAUAAGUUAUCACAGAAUACUUUACAAGGAUUACAUCAAAUAUCACAGAUGAUACAAAGUGGAAACUAUACUGGAGGCUUAGAACUUCACACACAAUUGGUGUCAGGCCCAGAUUUCAGUCAGAUAUCUUCUUUCAUGCCUGGUAUUAAAGUAUUAUUAUUAAGUGCCCUUCAAUUGAAUGUCUAUAUUAGAUAGAAUGCAAUAUAUAAAACUCAAAAUCUUUAUACUUAUUCAUUUUUAUAAUUUGAAUUUUUUAUAAUCUUUAACAGUCUUAUUAAACGAAGUAUUUAUGUUACAUUUCUAUACUAUUCAAUGCAGUAUGGAUAGUCGUGAAUAUUUGUAUAUAAACUUUAUGACUGAAUAUUAUAUCAUCAAUAAAAUCAUAAUGUUUAUAUAUUUACAUUUAAAAAAAGAUGGCUUAUCAAGAUUAUAGAUAAGCUUGUGUCAUAACUUCUUUACAAAUAUUAAAAAUAUUUCAUUAUAUGUAAGAGCAUGUAAAAAAUAGAAAAAAAUAUUCGGAUAAAUAUUUCAGCGAAUUGUUAAUUAAAUUUUGUUUCUUUUAACUAAUAUGUGUACAUAAAAUAUUAAAGUUGGCUUAAGAAAAUCAUGUGUAUAUUUUUAAAAAUAAAAAUAUUAUACAAUAAUUUUACUAAAA